CAUCUGUAUGGAUUGUUCCAUUACAACCCCACGAUGCUUGGACUUGAAUUGCUUCCAGAUCCCACAGAUACCUGGGAAAUUAUCGAGACCAUAGGUAAAGGCACCUAUGGCAAGGUCUAUAAAGUGAAUAACAAGAGAGAUGGGAGCUUGGCUGCGGUAAAAAUUCUGGAUCUAAUCAGUGAUAUGGAUGAAGAGAUUGAGGCAGAAUACAACAUUUUGCAGUUUCUUCCUAAUCAUCCCAAUGUUGUAAAGUUUUAUGGGAUGUUUUACAAAGUGGAUCACUAUGUGGGAGGACAGUUGUGGCUCGUCCUGGAGCUGUGUAACGGGGGCUCAGUCACUGAGCUUGUCAAAGGUCUACUCAGGUGUGGCCAGCAGCUGGAUGAAGCAAUGAUUUCCUACAUCCUAUAUGGGGCCCUCUUGGGCCUUCAGCAUUUGCACAGUAACCGAAUCAUCCACCGAGAUGUCAAGGGGAAUAACAUUCUUCUGACAACAGAAGGAGGAGUUAAGCUCGUUGACUUUGGUGUCUCAGCUCAACUCACCAGUACGCGUCUACGGAGAAACACAUCUGUGGGCACCCCAUUCUGGAUGGCCCCUGAGGUCAUUGCUUGUGAGCAGCAGUUCGAGUCCUCCUAUGACGCCCGCUGUGACGUCUGGUCCCUGGGGAUCACAGCUAUCGAGCUGGGGGACGGAGACCCUCCCCUCUUCGACACGCAUCCUGUGAAAACACUCUUUAAGAUUCCAAGAAAUCCUCCACCUACUUUACUUCAUCCAGAAAAAUGGUGUGAGGAGUUCAACCACUUUAUUUCACAGUGUCUUAUUAAGGAUUUUGAAAGGCGGCCUUCAGUCACACAUCUCCUCCGCCAUCCAUUUAUUAAAGGAGUCCAUGGGAACGCUUUGUUUCUGCAAAAACAGCUGGCUGAGGUUCUUCAAGACCAGAAGCGUCUAAACCCUGCUGUUAAAACCAGGUAUGAAAGAAUGCAAACCAGAAGAACCUAUCAUGUGCAAGAUGCUGAAAAAUACUGCCUUGAGGAUGAUUUGGUCAAUCUAGAGGUUUUGGAUGAGGAUACAAUUGUUCAUCACUUGCAGAAGCGUUAUGUGGACUUGCUGAUUUACACAUAUGUUGGAGACAUCUUAAUUGCCUUAAACCCUUUCCAGAAUCUAAGUAUAUACUCUCCACAGUUUUCCAGACUUUAUCAUGGGGUGAAACGUGCCUCAAACCCCCCCCACAUAUUUGCAUCAGCAGAUGCUGCUUACCAAUGCAUGGUUACCUUCAGCAAAGACCAGUGCAUUGUCAUCAGUGGAGAGAGCGGCUCUGGGAAGACAGAAAGCACCCACCUGAUUGUUCAGCAUUUGACUUUCUUGGGAAAGGCCAAUAAUCAGACCUUGAGGGAGAAAAUUCUGCAAGUCAACUCCCUGGUGGAAGCCUUUGGAAACGCAUGCACUGCCAUCAAUGACAACUCCAGCCGUUUUGGAAAAUACCUGGAAAUGAUGUUUACACCAACUGGAGCUGUGAUGGGAGCAAGAAUCUCUGAAUAUCUUCUUGAAAAAUCCAGAGUCAUAAAACAGGCAGUGUAGGUGCACUACUUCAUCACUGUUUGCUCUGCAGUAUAGACCAAGAGGCUCUGGAAAUUUUCAUGGCUCCAUUCUCACCCUUUUUCUUAGCAAUCUGUGCCCCACCCUCUGCCUUCCCAGGAGCAAGGAAUUAUUUAAGCAAAGGAUGUGUGGAAGUUUCCAACCUAAAAAUGUUUGCAGGAAGAUCACAUAGGGCUGGGAUGGGAGUACUCUGGGACCAGUGUGUCUAUUUCUUCUGAGUUGGUUUUAUCAGGUAGAAUUUAGUAACAUUGCAAAUACUUGUAAAAACCAUUAAGUCUCUUAAAUUGAAUCUGUUUACAGAGGAAAAGCACUAAAGAUAUUCCACAUGCUGAUUUUUUCCCCCUAGAUUAAAAGAUUAGUGCUUACUCAUGGGCUUGCUGUGAAGACUAAUGAGUUCAUUUAUAUAAAAUUACUUUUAAAAUUACCUGGUAUGGCACAUGUUAUCAGAGGACUAGCUAUACUAUUAUUAUUAUUACUGUUGCAGAGAAAAAUUCAUCAGGAGCAUGACUCCAUUCAUGCACUGUUCAGUAGUUAUCUAUCAGAGGUUUACUGUAUGCUAGUGUCACACUCCCUACCUGCUGGAGCUGCAAGAGUAAACAAAAUAAACAAAA
This is a messenger RNA of Manis javanica (Malayan pangolin), 2204 nucleotides long. Lineage: Eukaryota; Metazoa; Chordata; Mammalia; Pholidota; Manidae. The record is from RefSeq and is a predicted model, not a curated record.